CAUAGCACAAGUUAUUUUAUCAUUUGAAUUUAUCCUCGAGUCUUUAUUUUUUCCGAUACCGUCUUAAAUUAUAGCAUCCAUCCAAUUGCUUUCCGGAUUAGCGUUACCUGCGGCUGUCCUAAUCUUAGCCAGCUGGCGAGUCGCCCGGCUACGCAAUUUAACAAUCCACAACUAUACGGAGAAAAUGGAUGAGUCAGUUGCAAAUACCAUAAAGGAGCAGUUGAGCGAAAGAGGCAUAACGCCGCUGUUUACCAAUAAUAAUGUGGUGUUGCCGCCCGGAAAGAAUGCCUAUGACGUCAUAGACGCCUUAGUGCCGGGGGACAAUGUGCAAUUGCUUGCGGCGAUGUAUCACGAUCUUUGUUGGCUGGGCAUUGAAAGUAAUACGUACCUACUAUUACUACAAGCUAUCAAUGCCAAUUGAAUCAAUGUUAUUAGCUGUGAAUUCGAACUUUUUGGUAUUUUCUGUUUUGUCGAGAGGAAGGAUCCAAAUGCCCCAUCAAUAAAGUGAGGGCUUUCCGGACCUUCCCCAACCCUCACUCCCCCUUUUUCAAAAAGAAGCCCCGCUCAACAACCCUCUCUGAUAAGGAAGAAAACGAAAGAAUCUCAAUUUUACGACAAAUCCGGUCCGAUGGCUGUUCUCCACUAACCACAAGGAUAUAGGGACUCUAUAUUUCAUCUUUGGUGCCAUUGCUGGAGUGAUGGGCACAUGCUUCUCAGUACUGAUUCGUAUGGAAUUAGCACGACCCGGCGAUCAAAUUCUUGGUGGGAAUCAUCAACUUUAUAAUGUUUUAAUAACGGCUCACGCUUUUUUAAUGAUAUUUUUUAUGGUUAUGCCGGCGAUGAUAGGUGGAUUUGGUAAUUGGUUUGUUCCGAUUCUGAUAGGUGCGCCUGACAUGGCAUUUCCACGAUUAAAUAAUAUUUCAUUCUGGUUGUUGCCACCAAGUCUCUUGCUCCUAUUAAGCUCAGCCUUAGUAGAAGUGGGUAGUGGCACCGGGUGGACGGUCUAUCCGCCCUUAAGUGGUAUUACCAGCCAUUCUGGAGGAGCAGUUGAUUUAGCAAUUUUUAGUCUUCAUCUAUCUGGUAUUUCCUCCAUUUUAGGUUCUAUCAAUUUUAUAACAACUAUCUUCAACAUGCGUGGACCUGGAAUGACUAUGCAUAGAUUACCCCUAUUUGUGUGGUCCGUUCUAGUGACAGCAUUCCUACUUUUAUUAUCACUUCCGGUACUGGCAGGGGCAAUUACCAUGUUAUUAACCGAUCGAAACUUUAAUACAACCUUUUUUGAUCCCGCUGGAGGGGGAGACCCCAUAUUAUACCAGCAUCUCUUUUGGUUCUUCGGUCAUCCAGAGGUGUAUAUUCUCAUUCUGCCUGGAUUCGGUAUCAUAAGUCAUAUCGUUUCUACUUUUUCGGGAAAACCGGUCUUCGGGUAUCUAGGCAUGGUUUAUGCCAUGAUCAGUAUAGGUGUUCUUGGAUUUCUUGUUUGGGCUCAUCAUAUGUUUACUGUGGGCUUAGACGUUGAUACCCGUGCCUACUUCACCGCAGCUACCAUGAUCAUAGCUGUCCCCACUGGAAUCAAAAUCUUUAGUUGGAUCGCUACCAUGUGGGGGGGUUCGAUACAAUACAAAACACCCAUGUUAUUUGCUGUAGGGUUCAUAUUUUUGUUCACCAUAGGGGGACUCACUGGAAUAGUUCUGGCAAAUUCUGGGCUAGACAUUGCUCUACAUGAUACUUAUUAUGUGGUUGCACAUUUCCAUUAUGUACUUUCUAUGGGAGCCGUUUUUGCUUUAUUUGCAGGAUUUUACUAUUGGGUAGGUAAAAUCUUUGGUCGAACAUAUCCUGAAACUUUAGGUCAAAUCCAUUUUUGGAUCACUUUUUUCGGGGUUAAUCCGACCUUCUUUCCCAUGCAUUUCUUAGGGCUUUCGGGUAUGCCACGUCGCAUUCCAGAUUAUCCAGAUGCUUACGCUGGAUGGAAUGCCCUUAGCAGUUCUGGCUCUUAUAUAUCUGUAGUUGGGAUUUGUCGUUUCUUCGUGGUCGUAACAAUAACUUCAAGCAGUGGAAACAACAAAAGAUGCGCUCCAAGUCCUUGGGCUGUUGAACAGAAUCCAACCACACCGGAAUGGAUGGUACAAAGUCCUCCAGCUUUUCAUACUUUUGGAGAACUUCCAGCUAUCAAGGAGACGAAAAGCUCUGUGAAGUAAAAGAAAAAAAGGUCGCCGAUUGCUACUAAGAACCUAACAGAACUUUUCAAAAUUGAAAACGGAUCAGUCGACCUGGUCUACGAAUCUAUUCUAACUAUCAACGAAUUCUUCAAAUUUUAGGCGGGAUGGGGAUUGUAAUUAUUUAUACUUCUCGAGGUAUAAUGACAAUGGCCAACAAUAAUGGGCAGCGGGUCAGCAGAAACGAGCGGCUCAGUGAAUCAACCAGAAUAUGGGCGCGCGACGUCUGCGACUCAUGUUGCUCCCCGGGGGGACGAAGCUGGUCCUAAAGCAAGGGCUUUCCAUGCUAUAUAAACAUGGACUUGGAAUCGGUUUCGAUAGAUAGACUAGAAAUGGUAUGCUGGUUAACUCAAGACAGUUUACAGGCUUUGAGAAGAGGGGCAACAGUGAAGAUGCCAAGAAUGGCCGUGUCUAUGGGGAUGACCGGUCUUAGUAAGAAUCUGUUGCAAAAGCAUGUGAGGGAGGAAUGCCUGCAUUAAGAUUUAAAACUUGUCGUCUACUUGAAGGAAA
This is a messenger RNA of Erigeron canadensis, 2723 nucleotides long. Its product is annotated as cytochrome c oxidase subunit 1. The transcript has a single exon. Gene Ontology annotation, cellular component: membrane. Bases 699 to 2195 code for a protein of 498 amino acids. The record is from RefSeq and is a predicted model, not a curated record. NCBI's taxonomy places the organism in Eukaryota, Viridiplantae, Streptophyta, Magnoliopsida, Asterales, Asteraceae. Gene Ontology annotation, molecular function: heme binding; cytochrome-c oxidase activity. Gene Ontology annotation, biological process: electron transport coupled proton transport; mitochondrial electron transport, cytochrome c to oxygen.